AUGGAGGCAGGCGUUGAAUAUCGAUCACUGCCUAGCCCUAUACCUUCUUUGCAUACACUUAGACGCUCAGGAACUCAGUUCUCGAUUCGGGCCCUCGUAGCAGGUCUGUUCGUCGGAGUUCUUGUCAACAUAUCCAACACAUAUUAUGGGCUGCAAGCUGGGAUUUAUUUUCAGAUGCCCAUGAUAUCAGGUCUUCUAGGCUACCUUCUCUUUAAAGGAUCGGAGAGGCUCUCUAUCGUACCUCUAAGCCCAGGAGAGAACGUUUUGAUAAUAAGUGCGGCCACUGCAACGGGAUGCAUGCCCGUUGCUGCUCACUUUGGUGGUAUCAUACCCGCUCUAGAAUUUGUCAUUGGUCCUCAGGAUGGUGGUCCUUAUCAUUUCUCAUUUGGUCAGCUAUUGAUAUGGGCUUUCAGUCUCGCCUUCUUCGGCAUAUUCUUUGCCGCAAUUCUGCAUAAUGGUCUCAUCCAAAGAGAUCGUUCGCCAUGGCCGGGAGCCAAGGCGACCGCCCAAAUGCUCACUGUCAUGCACGAGACUACCAAGCACGGAGACAAUGAGGUCAUUGCCAAUCCAACAGGGCAAGAUCAGUAUCGCAAUGUAUCCGGAGCUCCAAAUCGUCAGUGGCAGAAGGUGGUUUCUGUACUUCUACGCUUUGGAGGAGGGUCAUUCCUCCUAACAACGGCCACGCACUUUCUCCCCUCGUUGCGUACGAUACCCAUUUUUGGCAUGAGGGCAGCACAAAACUGGCUGUGGGACUUUGAUCUCUCUGCAGGAUUUAUUGGCGGAGGCAUCAUCACUGGACCUGUGAUUCCUCUACACAUGCUAUGUGGUACUAUUGUUGGUUGGGCUAUACUAUCUCCUCUGAUCAUGAGUAAAGGCUGGGUACAUGGACCAGUGGAUGACUGGGAGACUGGGAGCAGAUCUUGGAUCAUUUGGAUCAGCACAUCCGCACUUGUGGCCGAUGCUGCUGUAAACCUUCUGUGGUUCGUUCUAGAAUCGUUACGGAAACAUAUACUUGACUCUCCUGUCGAAGACCGACCGGAUGACAGCCAGACUCCACUCCUCCACAAUUCAUCCAGGGACGCACCCAGGAGACGGCAAAGAGAACACCUACCAGCAACAUUGCUCUACGGUUUCAAGAGGCAAACACGACUCCUACUUGUGGCCAUGUUUGUCUUGUCGAUAAUUAUUUGUGUUAUCGGAGUGCGUCUAGUCUUCGGGUCGAUCAUUGGGCCACAUCUCGUGGUGUUGGGGAUCGCCCUUGCACUUCCUAUGGCUGUAGCAGGUAUACGUGCACUCGCCGAGUGUGACUGGAAUCCCCAAAACGGUUUAGUAUCCCAGCUAGUCUUCGCGACUCUGGUAUCAAGAGCGAAUCCGAACGCGCUUGUCAUCAAUCUUGUGACCGCUGGAAUUGCAUCAGCGUGUGCAAGCCAAUCUGGUGACAUCGCAUUCGACUUCAAACUCGGCAGUUUCCUUGACGCUAAUCCUGAUGCUCAGAUCUAUGGACACAUAGCUGGCUCAAUUUUUGGCACGUUCGUCGCAACAGUCUCUUACAGACUGUACACUUCGUCAUAUGAGGUUCCAGGUCCAGUGUUUCAGAUACCAGGCUCCUAUAUCAGUGUCAGUACGGCAAGACUCAUUCUUGGAAAGGGUCUUCCAGAAGGUGUUCCAAUGUUUGCUUUGGCCUUCGGCGGUUGGUUUGCCAUUAGUGCAUUUCUGAAGCUACGGUUUUCGGACAGGUGGUGGAAUAACGUGCUGCCCAGCGGUACAGCCUUUGCAAUAGGAAUGGCAAAUGUCCCCUCUUUUACACUUUCUCGCCUCGUAGGAGGCAUAGCAUGCUGGGCAUAUUCACGUUGGAAUGCUAGGAGCGGCAAUAUCACUAUCGCUAGUGGUGCAGGGAUGAUCUUGGGUGAGACAAUUGGCAGCAUUGCAGACCUUUGUCUCACUGCUGUCGGCGUCUGA
Messenger RNA from Pseudovirgaria hyperparasitica, 1959 nucleotides. RefSeq names its product OPT superfamily oligopeptide transporter. The coding region runs from base 1 to 1959 and encodes 652 amino acids. The record is from RefSeq and is a predicted model, not a curated record. The transcript is spliced from 4 exons. Gene Ontology annotation, molecular function: oligopeptide transmembrane transporter activity. Gene Ontology annotation, cellular component: fungal-type vacuole membrane. NCBI's taxonomy places the organism in Eukaryota, Fungi, Ascomycota, Dothideomycetes, Acrospermales, Acrospermaceae.